This is a messenger RNA of Aspergillus steynii IBT 23096, 1278 nucleotides long. RefSeq lists its product as uncharacterized. Bases 1 to 1278 code for a protein of 425 amino acids. The record is from RefSeq and is a predicted model, not a curated record. The transcript has a single exon. Lineage: Eukaryota; Fungi; Ascomycota; Eurotiomycetes; Eurotiales; Aspergillaceae.
AUGGGGAAGAGAAAGAAUCCCGAGCCCGAUUCUCCCCUCGAUUCUCUCCCCGAUUCUCUCCCUGAUUCUCCCCCCAAUCCUCCCUCCGAUUCUCCCCCCGAUCCCACCCCCGAUCCCACCGAUCACGCCGAGUCCAGUUCCGCGCCGGCGAAGAGACCGAAGACCGAGCCCAAGAAGCUCAAGGAUAUACCAACAACUAAGGCGAACUGGCAGACAGAGGCAACCUCCCUUGGCGUCGAAUCCACGUCCAUCAACAAGAUGGGAGCCCUCUGCUCCGGGUCAACUGUCACAGCGGACCAGUUUCUCGCUUUUCGGGUCAUUUGGCCGCCCACAAAAAAGGCUACGGAAUUGGAUAUCCCCAACAAAGAAAGGGCAAGGCAGAUUCUGGGCGAGUUAGAGCCCUAUUUCGACAACUAUACCCGUCAUAUCGACACCCUGAGAUCUUCUUCGCCUCCGAUCCAAUUGGGCCCCUUCCAACUAGUCCUGAGUUCGCAGCAGAUGGUCGAAAACAAGGUUCCGGCCGAGUCAACGCCCCCUUAUGGACUUAGAGUUCGAUGGAAUACCAAGAAUAUGCGGCAUGACACCCCAUUGUCACACUUUAGCGACAUCACUGCGGCCGCAAACAGCGAGAAUCCCCACAAAGACUUCGCACCGACCAAGGACGAACAGAUCGUCAAUGAAUCCCUAGUAAUGCUCCUCUCGGCCCUGGCGUUGAACACACCUGGUAUACCGUGUCUUUGGAACUCCACACGGAUCGGUUUCCGGGUCGAUUUCGAAACCGCGAGCAUGGAAGCCCGAACAGACGGCUACUUAGGGCUGCGCGGAGGAAGCAAUGAAGAGGAAACGUUUGCCAUUCUAGAGGCUAAAUCCCGUGUCCGUACGCGCAAGGCGGAUGAACAUUCAAUUUAUUUCCAAGAAUCCGCCGAGUUGGUUUGCUGGAUCAAACAUGACCAGAAGGAGUCACGAAAAUACGGUCUGCCAGCCUUGAAGACCGGUUAUCACAGUCGACUACUCAUAGCCCAGGACAGGCAUGAGAUCUACGUCGUUAUUGCCACAUACGACGAUACCUACAUACAGUAUCUCAAUGGAGAGGAAGUCCCAUCCUCAUGUUUCAUGACUAUGCAAGAAUAUGGUCCCUUCAAUACAAUGUUCGGCAACAAUAUGAGACGCUUCGCAGAGUUCGCUAUAGGGUUCUCUCUUGCAAUCGAAGCUGACCCACUCCCACAAGAACCUAUUCGAACGUCCGGUCGACUAGAAAGUGACCAUGAGUCUGAGUAA